UGCACAUUUUUCAUGUUUAUUUUUUGGGAUCCAUAUCCGUUCCUCAAUCUAAUCGAUUUGAAAAAUUAAUUUAAAACGGUUCUUUACAAAACUCUGCCAGCCUUUAUAAGUAGAAGCUGUAGCUCUCCGCUCGCAUUUCACCAAAAUGCAGGCCAAUGGUAUCUCCAACGUAAUUUUACCAGACGCGAAGGACCUAGGGAGAGCGCUGUGCAUCAUCACCGGGGCGUCCAAAGGAUUUGGCCGAACCAUAGCGAAAGAGAUUUCCCUGUUGCUCAAACCGAGGUCGGUGCUUGUUUUGGCGGCUCGCUCCGAUGAGAAAUUGCGGGAACUCCAGGCAAAUUUGGCUUCGUCGGAUGCGGGCAGGGCAGGGUUGGUAACUCGUUGUGUUGUUGUAGACCUGGGAAUGAAAGAAGGGGUGGAAAGUGUCAUCAGGGCGGCGAAAGAGAUUUCCUCCGAGGAUAUUGACCAUCUCAUACUGAUAAACAAUGCUGCCUCUCUGGGAGACGUGUCGCGCUAUGCACAGAGCUUCACCAACAUGGCGGAGGUGGACUCCUACCUGUCACUCAACGUAAGCUCCGCCCUCAGCCUGACAGCCGGCCUGCUGCAGGUGUUCCCACGACGACAGGGGCUGCGGCGCUGUGUAGUCAACGUGAGCUCGCUGUGUGCCCUGCAGCCCUUCCCCUCCUGGGUGCUUUACUGCACAGGCAAGGCAGCCCGAGACAUGAUGUUCCGUGUGCUGGCAGAGGAGGAGCCGGACCUCCGUGUACUCAACUAUUCCCCAGGUCCCCUGAACACGGACAUGCAGGUGGAGGCCAGGGACUGCACGGCAGACCCUGGCGUGAGGAAGUCCUUCUCAGUCAUGCUCUCCCAGGGUCAGCUGCUCACCUGUGAAGACUCCUGUGCUAAGCUAAUGAAGGUGCUGCUGGAGGAUGACUACCCCUCCGGAGCACACCUUGAUUUCUAUGAUCUGUAGGGAGAGAGGGGGGAACUAGAAGACACAGUGGGGCUCAGACUGGAGAUGAAUAUUUCUGGUCUAGGUACAAUUUUAUAGCCAGAACAACUGGUACUGGUUCAGAUUAGUUAGUUCGCUUCAAAGAUGGUUUUGGGUUAAUAAGAUCUGAUUCUAAACCUGUUUGAGGUGGUAAGGAUUGAGUGAACCUUUUACCGAAUCAGAAGGAAACAUGGAGAAGGAAGGUUGAAGAUGUUUCCGUCAUCCAAAGCCAUAGGCCUACUGUAGUUACUGAGUUUGGCAAACUAUCCUGAGUCCAUGUUAGGGCCUAACAUUCCAUCCCAUGACAGUACUGUUCUAAUUUGCCUUGGAACUUUUGGUACCAAAAUAGCAUAUAUUAAAGUACUUUAUCUCAAACAAAGUUUACUGAACUCUAAACUGUGCAUUUUCUGAUCUGCCAUUUCCUAGUUGUUAGUGGUGCUGAUAGGCUGUGACCAUUCGUACAAACACGAGCAUAACAAAACCAAUGAAAUCAAGUAAAGGCUGCAACUUAUUGGUGAUUUAACGUAGAUUAUUUCUUGUUCCUUAUAUGAUCAUACGUGUAUACUUGAAUGGUGCCUUCAUGCAUAACCUCUGCUUAUAUGUAGAUCUGUUUUUGUAGUAUAGAUGUACCAUUCAAAAUCAUUUAUAUUUAUUGAGACCAAAUUUACUGCUGUUAAACAGCAUAGGAGAAAAUAAUUGCUUUAUCUUCCUGUCUGCACUUUUAUUAAUGCCUUUGCUUUUUAAGAGUUGUAGCGCUCUACUUGUGGCAUUUCAUGGAGAUAUUCCAUAUGUUUAUCAGUGUUGUGGUGAAAUCCUGCACAGAGCCUUCACCGUGUGCUACCACUAACUUCUUCAUGAUUGGUGGGUUCCCUGUGGGACGGUUGAGCUAAUGUAGACUAAUGCGAUUAGCAUGAGGUUGUAUGUAACAAGAACAUUUCCCAGGACAUAGACAUAUCUGAUAUUGGCAGAAAGAUUAAAAAGAAUUUAAGCUAA
This is a messenger RNA of Salvelinus namaycush (lake trout), 1984 nucleotides long. RefSeq names its product sepiapterin reductase-like. Gene Ontology annotation, biological process: tetrahydrobiopterin biosynthetic process. The transcript has 3 exons. The coding region runs from base 146 to 973 and encodes 275 amino acids. NCBI's taxonomy places the organism in Eukaryota, Metazoa, Chordata, Actinopteri, Salmoniformes, Salmonidae. Gene Ontology annotation, molecular function: sepiapterin reductase (NADP+) activity. The record is from RefSeq and is a predicted model, not a curated record.